UUCGAGACCAAGAGUUGAUUCUAGAAUACUCUAAUCGCAUGAACAUCAGACCGCACGGACGCUUACCCAGGUUUCAAAAACAUAUUUUCAAGAACCCUACAACUUUGUGGCCCCAAAGUAUCAUCCUGGCCUCGCGCAUCAUGAUUCGGCUUCCACCCGAACUCCCCAGCCGGCUCAUGUUCUGCAUUUUUUGAUACAGGACCGGUUUGAGGCAGAUGGCGUGCAUCCGCACGUUCGGGGCCGAGGUCCUCCACCACGACCGCUUCCAUCGGCGCAAGUCUCCAAAAUCGGCGCUCUCAAACCAUCGCGGCUCCGAAUUUGGCGAACAAUCAACCUCCAACCGACGCCCCGAAUCGCCGAUCGGUGGAGGUGGUGGGCGGGCCAUGGACCUUAGGGCUUGGUGAUCGACGGAAAUCGUGUUUCGGCUGUCCCAGCGCCCGCGGACUCGGAUCGCUGCCAGGAUGAUUCCGACGUGUCCAAGAAUAGUGCAAGAGCCAUCGUCGAUCGUCGACCGUCAAUGAUAUAUGAUUAACGCCAUACAUGCUAUACAACUUUCACAUGUGACUUGAUAUAGUCUCAACUCAACCAUUUGCUCGCGUUCAUCAACUCCAAUCCACCAGCCCACUCGACUCGGGUAUUCUCUCUAUCCAGAUCAACCAGCCCUACGCCACCACUACCUCCUUCUUCCCAUCCUUCGCCCCAACCGCCCC
Messenger RNA from Eremomyces bilateralis CBS 781.70, 710 nucleotides. RefSeq lists its product as uncharacterized. The transcript has a single exon. NCBI's taxonomy places the organism in Eukaryota, Fungi, Ascomycota, Dothideomycetes, Eremomycetales, Eremomycetaceae. The record is from RefSeq and is a predicted model, not a curated record. The coding region runs from base 216 to 404 and encodes 62 amino acids.